CAGCAACAAAUAACAGCCUUAUCCAGGAAGCUAAAAGGGAACUGUGUAAAGAAAAAAAGUUCCUAUUUAAAGGUUGGGGGAGGGCUGUGCUAUCACUUUGCUAACAGACACAUCGAAGGCUUGACACAGCCGGCUUCCAGCAGCGAAAUAAAUUACAUCCAUAAAACGGAGCCACGCUUAUUUGCUUAGGUGUCUUGUGGGCUGGAUUCGAGGAGAGUGGAGCAAUUCCCCACACGGCUCAGGAAAACGAAAUGUUCAGUGGGCGUCCUCCGAUCCCAUGACCGAGCCAGCUUUCUCUUUUACACCCAGGAACUCGAGAACAGAUUCCAACAAGCUACCGCCCUCUGAAGGACAAAGGCCAGCCCUGCAGGAGUCUGUCCUGCGCUUUUAACAUCAUUUCAUCGACAGGGGAUAGACUCCGUAACGGCAGUGUAUCACACAACACUGUCUGCUACACUGUUCUUUUAAAAUAUUUACAUAUGGUUGUAAGAAUAAAGCCCACUAGAUACGACCACACUUGAUUCUUAUAUCAUAUGCUCCUUAAAGUGGGCUAUUUGACAAAGAGGAAGUAGAAGAUUCAGCUCCUUGUUACAGUAGGUGGCAUAGAACACAUCUGUUUUAUUUGAACACUGUUAAACAGUAAUCUGAUUACAUGCUUCACUUCUGUGUUGACUAAUGGGCUUGUAUGCUAUCAUGUCAGGUGGACGCAAGAGCUGUAGGACUGGACAAUGAGUACUUCCAUAUUGGAAGACAUUUUCCUCAAACGAUCCCAGCAAAAGAAGAAAACAUCGCCACUGAACUAUAAGGAAAGGCUGUUUGUUCUGACAGCUGACAAGAUCUCUUAUUAUGACUAUGAUAUUGAGAAAGGGAAAAGGAAAGGUCUGAAGGGGUCAGUGGAUAUUGACAAAAUCAAAUGUGUAGAAACCGUGGUGCCAGAGGAGAACUGCCACUCUGACAAAAUGUUUCCUUUCCAGAUUGUCUAUGAUGAAGGCCCACUCUACAUUUUUGCCAAAACGGCUGAUAUUCGAAAGCAAUGGAUCCAUAAGCUGAAAGAAGUUGUGAGAAACAAUAAAGACCUGGCUCAGAAAUUUCACCCAUGCUUCUGGGUAGAUGGCCAGUGGCUUUGCUGUCAUCAAGAAGUAAAGCAAGCCUUGGGGUGCAGAGUGAUUGAGUCUAAAAAUGUAUGUCGUCGGAUAUCAAGGAAGCCUCUACCCCCAACUCCAAAGGAAGACGAGGCAUGCGUCAGACAGAAGGCAUCAAGGCCCCUCCCUCCCCAGCCCACCCCAUCUCCUGCACCGCCCCCUUCUUCGGAAAAGACUGUGACGGCGAUGUACGACUAUACUCCCAUGAACCCACAGGACUUGCCGCUGACCAACGGGGAGGAGUACACCAUACUGGAAAUGUCCGACACUAACUGGUGGAAGGCCAGAGACAGACACGGGCAAGAAGGUUACAUACCUAGUAACUAUGUGGUAGAAGCUGGGAAUGAGCUUGAAAAGUAUGAAUGGUUUUGCAAAAACAUGAACAGGAGUCAGGCUGAAAACCUUCUGAAAAAAGAGAACAAAGAAGGAGCAUAUUUAGUCCGAGAUUCCAGUAAAGCUGGGAAAUACACUGUCUCUGUGUUCAGUAAAGCUACCGGGGAGGCUGGGGGGAAUUGCAGACAUUAUAACAUUUGCACCACACAGGAUGGACAGUUUUACCUGGCAGAGAAGCACUGCUUUGGCACCAUCCCCGAACUGAUCCACUAUCAUCAACACAACAGCGCAGGGAUGGUAAGCAGACUGAGGCAUGUUGCAGCACUUGAAGAGCGCCAUGCGCCCUCUACAGCUGGAUUAGGAUAUGGGGUAUGGGAGAUUGACCCACGUCAUCUCACCUUCUUAAGAGAGCUUGGCAAUGGGCAGUUUGGAGUGGUGAAGCAUGGGAAGUGGCAAGGCAAGCAUGACGUGGCCAUCAAGAUGAUCAAAGAAGGCUCCAUGUCAGAGGAUGAUUUCAUUGAGGAAGCUAAGGUCAUGAUGAAGCUCCGUCACCCCCAUCUGGUCCAGCUGUACGGUGUUUCCACGAAGCAGAGGCCCAUCUACAUUGUGACUGAGUUCCUGUCAAACGGCUGCCUGCUCUCCUAUCUAAGGGAGACCCUCAAACGGCCUCAACCCAUACAACUGCUGGAGAUGUGCAAGGAUGUCAGCGAGGGGAUGGCCUACCUCGAGUCCCAGCAGUACAUACACAGGGACCUGGCUGCCAGAAACUGCUUGGUGGAUGACUAUGGGACUAUCAAGGUGACUGACUUUGGUCUGUCCAGGUAUGUCCUGGAUGACGAGUACACCAGCUCAGCUGGGACAAAGUUCCCUGUCCGCUGGUCACCUCCUGAGGUCCUUCUCUACUGCAAAUUCAGCAGCAAAUCGGACAUCUGGGCUUUUGGGGUCCUGAUGUGGGAGAUCUACACCCUGGGGAAGAUGCCCUUUGAGCGCUUCAACAACACAGAAAUCAUUGAUAAACUCCUAUCUGGCUAUCGCCUGUACCGCCCCCAGCAGGCCAAUGAGAAGGUCUACAGAAUCAUGCAAGACUGCUGGCGUGAGAAAGCAGAGGAUAGGCCUACCUUCGAGGUGCUUGUCUCCUACAUUCAGGAUCUCCUGUAUGAACUCCAGGAGGAUAAUUCUGAGAUCCAGACCAGUUGGCGUUUUCCUGAGAUACUUUAAGACACUUUCACAAUAAUGAACUUUCCACAACACAGAGAGAGGCGGGAUGGAGUUGCAGUACUCCACAGGAUAUAUGUGAAUAAAAUAUCCUUUAUUUUAUUUUUUUUUAAAUUAAGACAUUUUUUAAGUGUUACAGAAUACUACGUAUUUAUUUAAAAUAAGAACCUCAAAAGUUUCAAGAAUCUCUGGUCCAGCUGCUACACCAUUAGUCUCAGUUGAUGUAGGAAACACCGCAUUUGUUCAAAGUGUUAUUUCUAAGUGAUGUAGGCCUGUUUCAUCCAUCCACUAGGGAUAGAUUAGUGGUUAUACUGGUGUAUCAGCUGAAUUUAAUAUUUCAAAAUCCCAAACAAGUUGCUUUUCAACCCUAAAUUAAUUCAGCUUCAGUACUGGCUAUUUUUCUAGGUGUCAUAUGCACCAAACCUAUAUUUUAAAACAACUACAAAAAUAAAAUAUUCUACGUGAGGAAGUAACAAAUUAUAAGGUUAUUACAAAAGAAAAAAGAAUAUCAAAAAAAUCUGUUAGCUUAAAAAAAAAAAAGAAAAAAAAAAAGGUUUUGUCUUUUUAACUUUGCUUUGUUUGCCUUGGAUACCAUCUCUUCAGUUAUUUAUUUUACUUGAUGCCAUCUCUAUGCCAGAAUAUUACAAUUGUCUAAUUUGUUUGCUGCCUGGUUAUUUUAUGUGACAUUUCUUACCUGUUUAAUAUCUUAUUAUGUGUGUUUUGUAUAAUAAUGUAUUACUGUGUCUGCAAAGAUCCUUUGGCUCAUGUAUAAAACUACCACAGCUUUAAAAUGGUUUUUCAGAAGCAGCCCCUAACCAGAGACGGAAAUUGAAUGAUACAUUUUAUUAUAUAUCUAUCUAUCUAUCUAUCUA
This is a messenger RNA of Polyodon spathula (Mississippi paddlefish), 3562 nucleotides long. It is a transcript of the gene btk, whose product is annotated as Bruton agammaglobulinemia tyrosine kinase. The coding region runs from base 729 to 2693 and encodes 654 amino acids. The record is from RefSeq and is a predicted model, not a curated record. Gene Ontology annotation, molecular function: non-membrane spanning protein tyrosine kinase activity; protein binding; ATP binding. Lineage: Eukaryota; Metazoa; Chordata; Actinopteri; Acipenseriformes; Polyodontidae. The transcript has 18 exons. Gene Ontology annotation, biological process: peptidyl-tyrosine autophosphorylation; intracellular signal transduction; adaptive immune response.